AUGGCCAGCGACGGCGAGGGCUCGCGCUACGACCUGCCGCUCUGGUGCAGCGUCGCCUCGGGCACGGUCGGUGGCGCUUGCGCCGUCGUCGUGGGCUACCCCUUCGAGACCAUCAAGGUGCGGCUGCAGACGGGCGCGACGCAGCGCAUGUGGUCCCAGCUCUUCGCGGGCAUGGGCGCGCCGCUGGCGACCGUCACGCCGCAGUGGGCGGUCAUGUACGCGGCCUACUACAACGUCCAGAAAUACCUCGGCGACAAGGAGCUGGGCCCCGUCGCCCGGGGCGCCGUCUCGGGCGCGGCCUGCGGCUUCGCCGUGUCGUUCUGCGCGGUCCCCGUCGACGUCGUGAAGAUCAACGCCCAGAAGAUGCACGUGUCCGCCUACGAGUCCAUGCGCACGUUGUAUAAGCAGCGCGGUCUGAGGUUCGUCGCGCACGGCGGCGUCGCGACGAUCCUGCACCUGACGCUGUCGCAGAUGGCCUUCUUCGCGACCUACGAGUUCGUGCUGGACCGGUGGGAGCGGCCGCCGGCCCACGCGCCGGCCGUGGCCGGCGGGUUGAGCGGGCUCGUCGAGUGGACGCUGUUCAUGGCGACGGACACGGUCAAGACGCGCGUGCAGGCGGCGGCGCCGGGCGCGUCGUACGUAAACGCGUGGCGGACGCUCUGGCGGUCCGAGGGGCCGCGGGGCUUCUACCGGGGCUACGGGCCCGUCGUGCUGCGCGCCGUGCCCGUGAACGCGACGUCGUUCUUCGUCAUCGAGGCGGCGAACCGGCGCAUCCGCGAGUUUCGAGAAAGGCGGUAGUGGUGUGUGAGUAAGUUCUGUGGUCGACGCUGUUCCUCCGCGGCGGGCAGAGGCUGAGGCUGAGGCUAGUUACGUCGCAGGGUUCCCCGUACCCCUCCCGCUCCCCCCGGGCCCACCCGUCCGGCUGGACUGCAGAUUCCUAGUAUCUUUACAUAGGCGCUAGCUAAUCUUGCGAGAUACGGACGCCAACCAGAGCUCUGUGUGGGUAAGCUAGCCGGUGUCUCUGCAAAACGACGUGCAGCGCAGCUACUCGGGCCUCCCAAGGAAGCGCCUGCGGGACCCGGGUGCUGCACGGACGCGGCGUCGGCUCGGGCGCUGCUGCAACAAAGCUGCCAUUCUGCCGCCGUCUCGCCCCUUGAGCACGUCGACACCGCGCCAGAGCGGUGGCGCGGCGCCGGCGGCCGCACGGCGGAGGGGCAGAACGGGUUCGCGCGACCGGCGGCGGUUUCGCGCGCGAACGCCGCCUUCCGCGCAGGUGGGGAGCCAUGGAGAUCAUCCACGACGUGGACCAGCCGCGGCAGGAGACGCGGACGUGCCGCAUCUGCAACGAGGUGGGCCACCUCGCGCGCAACUGCCCGCAGGCGCCGCCGCGCGAGGAGACGCGCAAGUGCCACAUCUGCGGCGAGGUGGGCCACAUCGCGCGCUACUGCCCCGAGAACACGGGCGACGGCGGCGCCCGCCGCGAGACGCGGAAGUGCCACGUCUGCGGCGAGGUCGGCCACCUCGCGCGCAACUGCCCCAACGCCGAGGACGGCGGCGACUACGACGGCGGCGAGGGCGGCGGCGGCCGGCGCCGCAAGGGCGCCGGCGGGCGGCGCUGCUUCAACUGCGGCCAGGUCGGCCACCUCAGCGCGGACUGCGACCUGCCCGCUGGCAACACCGCCUGCUACAACUGCGGCCAGCAGGGCCACAAGUCGUCCGAGUGCCCGAACUAGGCGCUCACCGAGGCCGCGGGAGCUCUUCCCGGCGGCGCUUGACGAGGCGCGACGUCCUCGUGGGGGUAUACCUUAGAAGUGGCGACUAGAG
Messenger RNA from Pelagomonas calceolata, 1824 nucleotides. Lineage: Eukaryota; Pelagophyceae; Pelagomonadales; Pelagomonadaceae. The record is from the annotation of a GenBank genome assembly.